Amborella trichopoda is the source of this 1319-nucleotide messenger RNA. NCBI's taxonomy places the organism in Eukaryota, Viridiplantae, Streptophyta, Magnoliopsida, Amborellales, Amborellaceae. The record is from RefSeq and is a predicted model, not a curated record.
AUUUCAUAAUCGCAAAGUUUUAUUUUUCUAAUAUUAAAAGUUUGUGGUGCGAAAUCAUAAUGUGAAAGUAGCUCACAAUGUCGAAUGCGCUCCUCAAUGGCUUGGCCGGAGCCGGAGGAGGCAUCAUAGCUCAGAUCAUCACUUAUCCUUUGCAGACCGUGAACACGCGGCAACAGACUGAGAGAAUUGCCAAAAAUAGGAAGAAUAGUGAUUCUGCCUCAGAAAGCAAACCACCUAAGAGGGUUUCACCUGGAACUCUAUAUCAGAUUAUUGAGGUUAUAAGAAAUGAAGGGUGGGGAGGGCUAUACAGUGGCCUUAAGCCUUCGCUGCUCGGAACCGCGGCAUCUCAGGGCAUAUAUUACUAUUUCUAUCAGUUUUUCAGGAACAAAGCAGAGGCUAUUGCGGUGGCCCGUAAAAAGAAAGGAGUAGGUGAUGGAACACCUGGAAUGUUUUCUUGGCUUGUGGUGGCAGCUAUUGCUGGGUGCCUGAAUGUGUUGUUUACGAAUCCAAUAUGGGUUAUUGUGACGCGUAUGCAGACACAUACUCAAGCACAAAGAAAAAUCAUGGAGGCAAGGAGGGAUGCUAUAAUAAGUGAGUAUUCUGGGAGUAGUUCUACUGAUCAGACUAUUCUCCAAAAGAAGUUGGCAGAAAUUGAGUUGAUGAAACCUUGUCCUUAUGGAGCACGGAAUGCGGUAGGAGAGGUUUAUAGGGAAGCAGGCAUAUCAGGUUUCUGGAAAGGCAUCAUUCCAACACUUAUCAUGGUGUGCAAUCCAUCAAUUCAAUUUAUGAUUUAUGAAAGUUCAUUGAAACAUCUUAGAGCCAAGCGUGCCACAAAUAAGCAUGGGUUGAAAAAUGCGACUGCAUUGGAGGUAUAUCAGCUGUGUGCCUUGGCUAAACUGGGAGCAACUAUUUCUACAUAUCCGUUGUUGGUUGUUAAGUCAAGGCUUCAAGCGAAGCAGGAAAUUGGUGGUAACAUUGCAUUUAGAUAUACAGGUACUUUGGAUGCUAUUGUGAAGAUGAUACGUUAUGAAGGAUUGCCUGGUUUUUAUAAGGGCAUGGGAACAAAGAUAGUGCAGAGCGUUUUUGCAGCCUCAGUCCUUUUCAUGGUGAAGGAAGAACUGGUUAAGGCAUAUGUCUUGAUAGCACACCAGAGCAAAAGAGUUCUGAGAAAUGUGGUGACUUUUGAAGAGAAGGAUCUUUUGGGGUUUGUGCUCUAGGAUCCUAUGGGAUAACAGCAUAGCUGUGUGUUGAUCACAAGUUGAGUUUAUGUGGCUGAUGGAAAAACCUUGAUUCAUUCAGGUUGCAGCAAUAUAAUAAUG